Molecule: messenger RNA, 1509 nt
Organism: Mycena indigotica
Lineage: Eukaryota; Fungi; Basidiomycota; Agaricomycetes; Agaricales; Mycenaceae
Exons: 1
Coding region: 1-1509 (502 amino acids)
Molecular function (GO): protein binding
Source: RefSeq, a predicted model, not a curated record
AUGGAGGAGCAUGAUACUAGCAGCAGCGACCCGCUCAAGCAAAGCUUACCUCCAGAAACUCUCGAUCCUUCAGACGUCAUUCGGCUUCGGCAAGAGGCAGAAAACGUCGAUAACACGAUUCGCGCCCUUCAAACGCAGCUGCUCCAGCUCGAGGCGCGUCGUAGCGCCAUACAAGACAGGCUUUCGGCCGUCAUUUACCCCGUCAACACACUUCCCGCAGAAGUUCUUUGCCACACCUUCCAGGCAUUGGUGGCUUCAUCUAUCCCGAUUGAAGUCAACUCUGCGCUCCUCAGCAUCACUGCAGUCUGUCAGCGGUGGCGCAGCGUUGCCAUUGCGGACCCGCACCUUUGGACGACACUGUGCUAUAUCUUGCGAGCUCCGAUUCGUGACUACCGCGACCCGCUGUUCUACUGUUUCCUGGAGCGCACCCAAGGGCUCCCAAUCGUGGUCCACAUUGACGAACGCGGGACCUCACAAUGCUCACUUCCCUCAGUCUUGUUUGACUCCUCCCACCAAUGGACAGAAGCCUACCUAACUGAUGCGGAUGCGGAAUCGGAUGGCACCACCUUCCGUACUUUCAGGCUUGGCUCUCUGGAUACGGUGCUGAAUCUUCCGUAUCUUACCACCCUCACGCUUAAUGUCGAUAUGUCCGCUGGGCAUGACCACUCCCGGACAUUCGGGAAUGCCCCUCAUCUCCGAGAGCUCACUAUCAGCCACCUCCCCCUCGUCAGCCUCCUCGGGUUUCCGGUACACCAGCUGCGUAAGCUCACUCUGCUACGUAGCACAUCAUCCGGUGACACUCUCUAUUUGCUUCCACGUCUCGUAGCCCUGGAGGAACUCACCCUCGACUCGCUUUUCCACAACCAACGUGGCGAUCAACAGCCAAUCGAGCUUCCAUUGCUGACGACAUUAUCUCUCCUCGGGGAUGAAAGCUGCGGGAUAACGCGCUUCUUGAUCUUACCACGUCUCACAACCCUCCGUCUCUCUACCUUCGACGAAUACGAUGGAAAUAUCUUGGUUCCAGACUGCCUCCGACGCUCCUCCGCCAACUUGGCCUCCUUGUCUCUUAAGCAUGCGUAUUACACAGACUUCGCCAUACUCUUGCAGUCCCCCAUAGUCAGCACCGCGCUUAAGAGUCUCACUGUCACCUCAUUGAAGGCGACCCACCGCGAGGCCAUGGCCCUCGCCACACUCCUUUCCCGCGCCGACUUCCUCCCGAGCCUCGAAAAACUCACAUUUGUCGCCUCGGGGUCGCCCCCAUAUCUGCUUCUCUCGUUCUUGCGCGGUCUGCAUCGGCGCGUUGCCCACUGGCAAUCACUUUCCGGCAGUGCUCAACACGCAACGAACUUGAAACUGCGAAGCUUUCGGGUCCAGCUUCCGGAGGGAGUGUCCAUGGAGGACAUGCGCCAAUUGCACAGGCUCCAGCAGACCCUGCACUCUUACCAGUCCGCCAGAGGAAGUACUGUAACGGACCGAUUACCUCAGCACUUCGACCACAAAUAUAUGUAG